Messenger RNA from Olea europaea var. sylvestris, 995 nucleotides. RefSeq lists its product as uncharacterized. Gene Ontology annotation, cellular component: cytoplasm. The coding region runs from base 63 to 422 and encodes 119 amino acids. The record is from RefSeq and is a predicted model, not a curated record. Lineage: Eukaryota; Viridiplantae; Streptophyta; Magnoliopsida; Lamiales; Oleaceae. The transcript is spliced from 2 exons.
UAUCUAAGCCGUCCAAAUCUGUAUAUUGGUUAACCAUCACAUUGAUUAAUUUCAAAUGAAUUAUGGACAGGGUGUUGCAAAGGUGGGCUGAACACGUCCAUCAUGCUGAACAUAACAUUUGGAGGGCUCUGAUCUUGUACGUCUCAGCCGGUGGACUGAAGGAGGCACUGGCAGCACUUCGUGAGGCACAGCUGCCUGACACAGCAGCCAUGUUCAUAUUCGCUUGCCGUGAAAUCCUUGAUGAAUUUCUCUCUACUCUGGAUACGGAUGAAGAAUCAGAUUCUUCAACAAAGAAUAAGAAGUUUAACUUAGCUGAGCUGAACCCGGAGAAUGUAGAUGUUAUUGCAGUUGGUGAAUAUUACGGACAGUAUCAAAGGAAAUUAGUACAUCUGUGCAUGGACUCCCAGCCGUACUCCGACUGAGCAGCCCUGGGUGGUAUUGCUGGCUCGUAAUUUCUGGGUUAUAGUGCCAACCAAAGCGAGCUCUUUUAUGUUCCAGCAACUAAAGAAGUUGGGAGGAUGGAUUCAAAUCACCUGGUUUCUCUGUCAAAAUCGUACGUUGCAACGUGGCCAAUUUGGACGAAAGGUUUUUGGAAGAGUUGUUGCUUUAGAAACAUCAGUCACCACUCAAAAGGUGAUAUUGCACAACUGGAACACAGAAUAUAUAAUGUGGAUAGUUUUUUAAACACCUCAUUUGAUCAUUUUUAUGCAAUGCUUUGACAUACCAAAUACAGAGGGCCAAUUAGUGAAUUGUGUGUUUUAUAGUAGAAAGAUUACAGAUAACUGUAAAUUCUUAUAAUUCCUUUCUUGUUUGAAAUUGACUCUUAACAAAAUAUGCUUUGAUGGCUUUUGUUGAGUCUGCGGGGGGUACUUUAAAGAGAAUUAUUAUUUGAUUAUUUUCCCAAAUUUUCUGUAUUCGGGUGAAAAAUAGUGUGUGAAUAUGAAUCUUUUUUUGUACCAAAACUAGCAGUGAAAAUUGAUUAUAUGUUGGAAUUU